GACCGCACACUCUCGGAGGACUCCGAAGCUCCUCCGCGGGUCCCGGGACACAGGUGUGUGAGAAACUACGCCGGCGCCGAGGAAGCCCGGACCCCAGGCCAUGGGGGGUCAGCUGAGGCUGCCGCCCGGAGAGCCCUGCCGAGAAGGUUACGUGCUGUCUCUGGUCUGUCCAAACUCUUCCCAGGCUUCCUGUGAAAUCACAAAUGUGUCACAGCUGCUGCCUUAUCCUGUCCUCUACACGGACCUGAACUCCACUCUAAGCAAUGUCAGCAUUUCAGCAAACGUGGAAAACAAAUACAGUCUAUAUGCCGGCUUGGCACUGGCCAUCAGCGCCAGCAUUUUUAUCGGCUCAAGUUUCAUACUCAAGAAGAAGGGUCUCUUGCAACUGGCCAACAAGGGCAUUACUAGAGCAGGGCAAGGUGGACAUUCUUACCUCAAGGAAUGGAUGUGGUGGGCAGGACUGCUGUCGAUGGGAGCUGGAGAGGCAGCGAACUUUGCAGCUUAUGCCUUUGCACCUGCCACCUUGAUCACCCCCUUGGGGGCUCUGAGUGUUCUUGUAAGCGCAAUAUUGUCUUCCUACUUUUUAAACGAGCACUUGAACAUUCAUGGGAAAAUAGGCUGCAUAUUAAGCAUAUUGGGGUCCACUGUGAUGGUUAUCCAUGCCCCGCAAGAGGAAGAAGUCACUUCUUUGCACGAGAUGGAAAUAAAACUGAGGGAUCCAGGGUUCGUUUCCUUUGCUCUGAUCGUCUCUGUGAUCUCCUUGGUGCUGAUUGUGCUCGUGGCACCAAAGAAAGGACAGACCAAUAUCUUGGUCUACAUUGCAAUCUGCUCUUUGAUCGGAGCCUUUUCAGUUUCUUCUGCCAAGGGCUUGGGAAUCGCCGCCAAGGAGCUGCUGGAGUGGAAGCCUGUUUACAAGAACCCCCUCGUCUUCAUCCUGUUGGCUGUGCUUGUCCUCUCAGUGACGACACAGAUUAACUAUCUCAACAAAGCCCUGGACACUUUUAACACAUCUCUGGUGACUCCCAUUUAUUACGUGUUCUUCACAUCCAUGGUGGUGACCUGUUCUGCCAUUUUGUUCCAGGAGUGGUAUGGCAUGAAAGCCAGAGAUGUCAUUGGGACCCUGAGUGGAUUCUUCACCAUCAUCAAUGGCAUCUUUCUUCUACAUGCUUUUAAAAACACAGACAUCACCUGGAGUGAGCUCACAUCCACUGCUAAGAUGGAAGUCCUUUCUCCAAAUUGCCAUCAGAACAGUUAUGUUUUAUUAGAGAAUGCAGACUGUGCAGCCUCGGGCUAUGAUGAUGACGUCACCCUGUUUAGCAGGACUGAUGACCGAAAUCUCCAUAAACUUUGAACUUCAAUUGAGAAACCUGGAGAGAAACUUACUUUUGGAAUGUCUGUUUGUGUGUUCGCAUAUUUAACACUCUAGAUGGGAGGCCAAGAAAAAAGAAAGACUUUGUUCUCACCAUCAAAUUGGAUCAAGUUUGAUCUUCUUCUAGAAGAUUCAUGUCUUUCUCUUAUGUUUUCACAACCACUGAAACAGUCCCUGCGCACAAAAGUAGUCAAAGACUUAUAUUUGUCUCUGGAUAAUUCCCACUUUCACCCUUAGUAAGGAAAUUAUGAACAGUUUUUGAAUUUUCAGAAUGAACACAGUCUACUGUUGUUUUGAAUUAUGGAUGCAUUUUUUUCUAUUAAAUUUGUCUUGGCCACGCUUUCCAGUUCAGCUCAUUAAUAAGUGUGUAGGGAGAGAGAAACUUCUAAAAACAAAGUGUUAAGACCCCAGACAUACUACAGAAAUUGUCUUUUGUUCCUUACCGUUUUGCAUUGGAUUUCUCUGACUCUAGAUCCCUGCUCUGAGGAUCUCCAGCGGGGGUUAUUGCUGAGUGCUCACUGCAGUGUCUGCUUGUGGAAGCUGAUAAGCCACGGGCAUCCCAUGAGUUGAUACCUCAAGUCAAAUGCAUGUUUACAAUCCAUCACUGCCUCCCUUUGUGUGUCGGGUAGAUAAGCUGUGAACACAAGUUUGUAGGGAAUUUUCUUCUGAAGGGGUAGUGUGUUUGAAACUUGUACAAAUUCUUUUACUGGUUUUGUUUUUUAGCUGUGAGAACCCUGCUGGGUCCUCCGGGGCAUCUGCUUGGUGAGGACAUCAGUCAUCUCUCUGGACCUCUGUUCUCGGGUUGUGGCAGUUCUCCAUUCUAGUGGUCUUAACUUGUAGAUGUUUAUUAACUGUCACUUGUUACCUGACAUCUUAGCUGUCAAGUGUUGCCCUCGGUACACUGUGCACGGGUCAGACGUUCCUGGAACACAAGAAUCGAUGUGUCCUGGGUUGGAAGAUGAACUUGUGUUGACAUAUAUGCCCAGGAGAAAGAGUGAGAGAUUUAAUGAGUUGUCAUAUGUGGAGAAACAAUGAAAUAUUGGUGAAAACUCUGUGGAAAUUAAAAUUCUAUUGUAAAUCAAACACCAAAACGGAACCUUUCUCAAGAAGAUGAUGCUUAAGCAGAGUGAACUGCUGGGUCCCUAUAGCCACUCCCUGUCACUGGAACUGCUUGGCCCAUACUCUGCCUUUGAAUGUACCUUGUCAGCACAUGGACAGCGUAUGAUUUAUUGGUCAAUAUCAAUACUUAUGCAAAGAAAACAGCUUUUUGUCAAUCAUAAUUUCACUGUUAGGUCAAUGGUUGAUGAUUCUGUUUUUAGUCCAGAGCAAACGAUAUUCAUAAAACUCUUUAGAUUUAGCUACAAUGGAUUGAAUUAACACUUA
Molecule: messenger RNA, 2752 nt
Organism: Myodes glareolus (Bank vole)
Lineage: Eukaryota; Metazoa; Chordata; Mammalia; Rodentia; Cricetidae
Gene: Nipal1
Product: NIPA like domain containing 1
Biological process (GO): magnesium ion transport
Cellular component (GO): membrane
Molecular function (GO): magnesium ion transmembrane transporter activity
Source: RefSeq, a predicted model, not a curated record